GACAGUGGUCAACCAGAAGAUAACCCCAAUAAGCAGUGAUUCAGGAAGCUCUCCACACCUCUACAGCCUGUGAAAACAAGAAAAAAGUAGAGAUCUUUUAUUUAUCAGUACCUUCAACCCCAGCCCUGGCUAAGAUACAGUGUAAAUAAGGAAAUCUCUUCCAUUCCUAAAAAGCAGCACAAAGAAAACAGAUCUGGAAUUUCCUCUUCCUCACAAUGAGAAUAGUGCUAUUCCAAUAAAUCAGAAUGAAUAUCAUGGACAUCGCCAAGAUCUUCUCUCUUCUGCAGCCUGAAAAAGAAGAAGAGGACACUGGCACAGGAGAGAAGCAGGCUCUCAACCAAGCUGUAUAUGACAAUGACUCCAAUACUCUGGACCACCUUCUACAUCAAGAACGCUAUAAACAGUUCAUCAACAGCAGGAGUGGCUGGGGUAUACCUGGAACGCCCUUGCGCUUGGCAGCUUCCUAUGGCCACUUGAAUUGUGUGAAGGUCCUGCUGGAACAUGGUGCUGAUGUUGAUAGCUUAGAUGUCAAAGCACAAACACCACUUUUCACUGCUGUCAGUCAUGGUCAUCUGGAAUGUGUGCGCAUGCUUUUAGAAGCUGGUGCCUGUCCUAGUGGUAGCAUCUACAACAAUUGCUCUCCAGUUCUCACUGCUUCUCGUGAUGGUGCCUUUGCCAUCUUACAGGAGCUCCUAGGACAUGGUGCAGAGGCCAAUGUCAAAGCUAAAUUACCAGUGUGGGCAUCAAAUAUAGCUUCAUGUUCUGGCCCUCUCUAUUUGGCUGCAGUCUAUGGGCAUCUCGACUGCUUCCGUCUGCUUUUGCUGUAUGGGGCAGAUCCUGACUACAACUGCACUGACCAGGCCCUCCUAGGUCGUGUUCCACAGCCUCGCACACUCCUUGAAAUCUGCCUUCAUCAUAAUUGUGAUCCAGAGUACAUUCAGCUUUUAAUAGAUUUUGGAGCUAACAUCUACCUUCCAUCUCUCCCUUCGGAUCUGACUUCAAAAGAUGAUAAAGGCGUCAAAUUACUGCUACAAGCCCGAGCCACUCCACGGUCACUCCUGUCCCAGGCCCGUUUAGUUAUCCGCAGAUCCCUGUGCCAGGCCAAACAGCCGCAAGCCAUCGACCUACUGGAUAUCCCCCCUAUGUUGAUUAACUACCUCAAGCAUCAAUAAGUUUUUGACUUUCCCAGGAAAGUGUGAUACCUCCAAAAGACACCUGGUAACCCAGGUAGCUUGAGGGUAAUACACCUCGUGACUAUUCUGAUGUACUAUUCUCCUCAAUAAAAUCUUCAGCA
This is a messenger RNA of Meriones unguiculatus (Mongolian gerbil), 1294 nucleotides long. RefSeq names its product ankyrin repeat and SOCS box containing 12 (gene Asb12). Lineage: Eukaryota; Metazoa; Chordata; Mammalia; Rodentia; Muridae. Gene Ontology annotation, biological process: intracellular signal transduction. The record is from RefSeq and is a predicted model, not a curated record. Bases 246 to 1172 code for a protein of 308 amino acids. The transcript has 3 exons. Gene Ontology annotation, molecular function: protein binding.